Molecule: messenger RNA, 3167 nt
Organism: Anguilla rostrata (American eel)
Lineage: Eukaryota; Metazoa; Chordata; Actinopteri; Anguilliformes; Anguillidae
Product: protein kinase C-binding protein NELL2-like
Exons: 20
Coding region: 311-2749 (812 amino acids)
Cellular component (GO): cytoplasm
Molecular function (GO): calcium ion binding; protein kinase C binding; heparin binding
Source: RefSeq, a predicted model, not a curated record
UGCCUGUAGUUCACAUCCAGGAACGUCUGGUGCUGGAUGAUCUCUCUCCGGUGCACCCGUGUCUUUUGUACGACCGCGGAUGAUCGGAUAGCCGCCGUCAUAUGAGCUCCACUGAAUGGAAUAUCUUUUCUUUUUGGUCUUUUUCAUUCGCUUUUGUGUCUGAAGUUCCGGCGAUGCGGUGUCCGGUAUUUGGGGACGCGUAGCACUGCGCUUGUGCGAUUGCCUCGCCUCUUUGGGAUUCGCUUUACAGACUACAAAACCUUUGUGAAAGUGAACAGGAAAACAUGGACUAAUUUGUUUUUCGUUCACGAUGGGAUUAUUUAGACUUUCCUUUGUUUUCUGUAUAUUUUUUAUCUUUUCAGUUUUAGGGUUUGAGGUCGACCCCGCUCUGCGCAUAAACGUUUUCAACGAACUGAAGCUCGGCGUGUCGUUUGCCGGAGUUUCCCAAGUCCACGGCUUCCACAACGAGAGCAGAGCAUUUCUGUUCCAAGAUGUGGGGAGGAGUGUGAAGGCUCCUGCUGAUGCAGCAGGGCGCAUGCUGGGGAAGUUGAGGCACCGGACAGAGUUCACGCUGCUGGCCACCCUCAAACAGGAGCAGCUCAAUUCUGGAGUCAUCCUGUCAAUCCACCAUGCAGACCAGAGGUUCCUGGAGCUGGAGAGCAGCGGGCAGAGGGACGAGAUUCGGCUGCACUACCGAGCCCGGGACGGGCGCCCCCGCAGCGAGGUCUUCCCCUACGCCCUCGCCGACGGCCGCUGGCACAAGCUGUCGGUGGCUGUCAGUGCCUCGCACGUCCUCCUGCACGUGGACUGCAACAGGAUUUAUGAGCGUGUGGUGGAGACGCCCCUCCUGGACAUCCCGGCCGGGGCGUCGUUCUGGCUCGGGCAGAGGAACGGCGCCCGCGGCUUCUUCAAGGGGACGAUGCAGGACGUUCAGCUGCUCAUCAUGCCCCAGGGGUACAUCUCGCAGUGUCCGAACCUCAACCGCACCUGCCCCACGUGCAACGACUUCCACGGCCUGGUGCAGAAGAUCAUGGAGCUGCAGGACCUCUUAGCCAAAACGUCCAGCAAGCUGUCGCGGGCGGAGGAGAAGAUGAACGGCCUGGACAGCUGCCACUGUGAGCGGACGUGCAGCGCGAAGGGAAGGGUGUACCGCGAGGACCAGGCCUGGACGGACGGCUGCAGGAACUGCACGUGCGCGAACGGCACGGUGCUGUGUGAGGCCAUGGUCUGUCCCCCGCCCCAGUGCCCUCCAGGCUCCGCCCCUGCCUACGUGAGAGGAGCCUGCUGCAAGGAGUGCCAGUCUGUGUGCCCGUUCGGCGGGAGGGCGUUCGCGGAGGGAGAGGCGGAAGCCGCGCGCGACUCCUCGGGGAAGUGCCAGCUGCUCCGGUGCCGGAACGGGACGAUGCAUCCGGUAGAGGACUCGCCCUGUCCGGAGCUGAACUGUCCCGAAUCGGAGCAGAUCGCCCUCCCGGACCGCUGCUGCAAAGUGUGCAGAGGUCAUGACUUCUGCGCGGAGGGCAACGCCUGUGUGGAGCACUCGGACUGCGUCAGCCGGGAGGCCGGCGCCUCCUGCAGCUGCAAAGAUGGCUUCCGCCCGCUCCGCGACGACAGCGCGUACUGCCAAGACGUGGACGAGUGUGCGGAGGGGAAGCACUACUGCAGGGAGAACACCGUGUGCGUCAACACCCCCGGGUCCUUCCUGUGCGUCUGCCGCGGCGGCUACAUACGCAUCGACGACUACUCCUGCACGGAGCGUGACGAGUGCGCCACCGGGCAGCACAGCUGUGACCGGAACGCCCUGUGCUUUAACACUGUGGGGGGGCACAGCUGCUCCUGCAAGCCGGGGUACUCCGGAAACGGCACGCGCUGCAAAGCUUCCUGUGAAGGCGCGUGCCACAACGGGGGCACCUGCGUUUCUCCCGACACCUGCGUCUGCCAGCAGGGGUUCACCGGCGACAGGUGCGAGAACGAUAUCGACGAGUGCGCGGCCGGCUUUGUGGAGUGCGACAGCAGAGCCACCUGCGUUAACUUGCCAGGCUGGUACCACUGCGAGUGUCGGGAUGGCUACCACGACAACGGGCUCUUCUCACCCAAUGGCGAGUCCUGCGAAGACAUAGACGAGUGUGGGACGGGCAGGAACAGCUGUGCCAACGACACGGUCUGCUUUAACCUGGACGGGGGCUACGACUGCAGGUGCCCCCACGGGAGGAACUGCACGGGGGACUGUGUCCACGACAACAAGGUCAAACACCACGGCCAGAUAUGGGUCCUGGAGAACGACAGGUGCUCCGUCUGCUCGUGCCAGAGCGGGCUGGUCAUGUGUCGGCGGAUGGUGUGCGACUGUGAGAACCCCACGCUGGACCAGUUCUGCUGCCCCGAGUGUGACACGCGGCUCAGCAGCCAGUGCCUGCACCAGAAUGGGCUCCGCGCCUACGCCAGCGGGGACACCUGGGUGGAGAACUGCCAGCAGUGCCAGUGUCUGCGAGGCGAGGUGGACUGCUGGCCGCUGUCCUGCCCGCCGGCGGACUGCGACUUCACCGCGGUGCCCGAGGGCGGGUGCUGCCCGCGCUGCGUCGCCGACCCCUGCCAGGCCGACGCCGCCCGCGACGACGUCGCCAGGACCUGCGUCGACGGGCGCGGCGUCGUCCGCCCCGGCGGCUCCUCCUGGGUCGAGCGCGGCACCCGGUGCACGCUCUGCCGGUGCAAGAACGGACACGCCUGCUGCUCAGUGGAUCCCAUGUGCCUCUAGCUGCUGUGAGGAGCUCCAGGGGUUUGUACAGAGCCAUCUGCCCGUCCAUAAACUUCUUUAUACCAAAUACAGACCUGUACCAUAGCAACCGGACAAUGAACCUUUCACCGGCCUCCCCGACGUCAAUUGUCUUACCCUCAGGGCGUCCCAGCCAUUUUGAGGACUAUCCAUCCAUCUCCUGUCCCUUUGUAAAAAGUACCUAUUCUGGCAUGACUACUCAAUGUUGACUGUAUACUGAUUUUUAAACUCUUGUCAGCUGUAAAGGACCCGCUUAGUGCCCUCAGUAGUGAAAAGUGCCACUCGUUUAAUUUCCGAAACAUGGAUUCUGUUUUGGUAGCGCAUAGAUCAAUCCUUGUUUAAUUUAUUCAGUGGCUUGUUAUUUGUGUGAUGGUGAAAUAAACAUUUUCAUUGACGUUAA